CGCCCUUGUUUUUUUCCCCUAAUGUAUUAUGUUCUGUCGGUGCGUCCUGCCUCGCAGUCUUCGAACGGGGAUAUUACAAAGCUUUCUUCGUCUCCACCCACCUCCCUCCUCCCUUCUCGGUUCUGGUGUUCCGGCCACGGUCCUGGCAGUUCUGCCAGUACGCGGUGAACCUCCGUGCAGGUCGGAUCAGUGACGGGAUUGUGACGUUGUCGUGUUGUUGGUCGGAGCGGAUCUCACGCACACAUUUUUUUUUUGGACCCAGGCUCGUUUCUUUAUCUUUUUCCCCCACAAAUUAAAGCACUCGGCAAGUUUUCUUUCAAGCAAAGCGUGGAUGCUUCCCCCCCCCAAACUCUUGAAAUAGACGCUUUUACCUUGCCACACACAUUUGGAUUUCUUUUUUCCCCCUCCGUACCUCUUUGAAUUCUCAAAUUGAGAAUUGAAGCAUUGGUGGAUUUACAAACCGUCUGCAAGGAUUGUGAUGUGCACCGACUGGACUUGAGAAACGUUUAUGAGCGUCAAGAUGAGGAGUCCGGUGGCAUAUUUUUAGCCUAUAAAGCGGCUUGCGUUUUUUUUUUUUUUUUGACCCCCCGCAAAAAAACGUCCCGAAUGUGUAUUUUAGUUCUAUCGUGUGUUGCAUGAGGCGUCGGGGAAAGGUAAUGGGAGAGGGUGCACACACAACAAGGGAGCGUUGUUCGAAACUGAGACAAUUAAGGAACGAGAACGGAAUCGCGGCUGGCUUGUGAUUCAUUUGACAACAGUGGAUUCACUCGAGUUUGAUUUGCGUCCUGGACCAAAGCCAUUUUUAUAUAUGUGUGCGCUAAGGGCACAUUAGUGUGAAAGUCAUGGGGUUGGUGCAGAAAUAGUCCAGAAAGUUUUGGUGUUUAUUAUUAUAAUAUACUUUUAAUAUAUCCAUUUAAUUCAACCCAUCCUGGGCCCAUGAGGUUCUGACUCGCCUCCAAUUUGGGAAGUCUUUUUUUGGAUUUUUUUUUUUUUUUUGCUUUUGACACCACCACUCGUGGACCGAAUUUGGAGAUGGCGUGUCCGUGGAGUGUGAAUGGAUUGUGGGUCCUGCUGGCGUUUGUACUGGAUUUACUGGGAACCACGGCCAGCAACAUGGAGCCCAUCUAUUGGAAUUCUCUCAACGAGAGGUUCCGAGACGAUAAGGGCUACGUCCUCUACCCUCAGAUCGGGGACCGGCUGGACCUGAUCUGCCCUCCGCUGGACACGGCCCGCUCCACGCCGGAGUACGAGUUCUACAAACUGUACCUGGUGUCGUCGCGGGAGCAGGCGGACCGCUGCGAGGUGACGGGCCCGCCCAACAUCGUACUGACGUGCGACGAGCCCGUGCGGGAGCGCCGCUUCACCAUCAAGUUCCAGGAGUUCUCGCCCAACCUGUGGGGCCACGAGUUCAAGAGCAUGCACGACUACUACAUCAUCGCUACAUCAGAUGGGACCCGCCAAGGUCUGGACAGCAUGAGGGGAGGAGUUUGUGCCACGCAGGGCAUGAAGGUGGUCCUGAAAGUGGGGCAGAGUCCAUACGGGCUGCCUCCCAAGAAGGAGCCAGCGGGACGCUCCACCAACCGGAACUCAGGGAACUCAACCCAUUCGAGAGGACCCAACACCUUUGGGGGCGCCGAAGGCGGCGGGGAGAACGGCCCGCUGCAGCCGUCCAACAUCGCCCUGAUCGCGGGCGCUGCCGGGGGCUCGGCUUUCCUGCUGCUGGUCACCGCCGUCAUCUGCGUGGUGUGCUACCGGCGGCGGCACGCCAAGCACUCGGACACCCACCACCCGCCGCUGUCGCUGUCGUCGCUCACCAGCCCCAAGCGAGGCGGCGGCGCCGGGGGCAUGGGCAGCUCCAACAACAACGGCUCCGAGCCCAGCGACAUCAUCAUCCCUUUGAGGACGUCGGACUCCGCCUACUGCCCGCACUACGAGAAGGUGAGCGGCGACUACGGACACCCCGUCUACAUUGUGCAGGAAAUGCCACCGCAGAGCCCGGCCAACAUCUACUACAAAGUAUGAGAACUGAACUCUCCGGCCCGAAACCCCCAAGAAUCACUCCGCGCCCUGCCUGAUCAAGGCCCAACGCCCCCCCCCUCUCACCUUCGCACCCGCCACCAUCCAACCAUGACCAAACCCCAGCACCACACUUACGUGUGUCCGCGAGGGUUCGCCGGCCUACGGGAGCGCUCUUAGAGGAGAUUCCCAGAAUGCACCUGGAAGUGCGUGAAUGUGGCUUUUGGACCUGAGGAGAAUCAAAGGACUAUAUUUGA
Messenger RNA from Hippocampus comes (tiger tail seahorse), 2273 nucleotides. RefSeq names its product ephrin-B3b (gene efnb3b). The record is from RefSeq and is a predicted model, not a curated record. Gene Ontology annotation, biological process: axon guidance; ephrin receptor signaling pathway. The transcript is spliced from 5 exons. Gene Ontology annotation, molecular function: ephrin receptor binding. The coding region runs from base 1033 to 2022 and encodes 329 amino acids. Gene Ontology annotation, cellular component: plasma membrane. Lineage: Eukaryota; Metazoa; Chordata; Actinopteri; Syngnathiformes; Syngnathidae.